Messenger RNA from Periophthalmus magnuspinnatus, 991 nucleotides. RefSeq names its product methionine-R-sulfoxide reductase B1-A-like. The transcript is spliced from 4 exons. Lineage: Eukaryota; Metazoa; Chordata; Actinopteri; Gobiiformes; Gobiidae. Gene Ontology annotation, molecular function: peptide-methionine (R)-S-oxide reductase activity. The record is from RefSeq and is a predicted model, not a curated record.
AGUGUCCUGGAGAUUUAUUUUUCGUCAUGGUUUCGGUUGCAUAACUUUGGCUCGCUCUGAAGAAACUUAUCUUAACUAAAUAUGUCAUUUUGUUCUUUUUUCGGAGGAGAGGUCUUCAAAGACCACUUCAAGCCUGGUAUUUAUGUCUGCUCAAAGUGUGACCACCAGCUGUUUUCCAGUCGAUCCAAGUAUGAACACUCCUCUCCUUGGCCUGCAUUCACUGAGACUAUUCAUGAGGAUAGUGUGUUGAAGGCCAAAGAAAGAUCUGGGGCAUACAAGGUGCGAUGUGGGAAAUGUGGAAAUGGCCUGGGUCACGAGUUUGUAAAUGAUGGGCCAUCAAAAGGGGCCUCACGUUUCUGAAUAUUCAGCAGCUCACUGAAGUUUGUCCCCAAAGAUAAGGUAGAUGGACAAUAAGGUGAGUUAUGAAUGCUGCUGUAUCUGUUGAAGUUACUCAGCUGCUGAAGAUGAGGACAUUGUAUGACGAGGUCUGGUACAAGCCUUAUCCGGGACACUAGAGCUCUGAAGAACCAUGACUCCACCUCACAGCAUGGAACACAAGACUCCGGAUCUCUCUAUGCAAAUUCAAAUGCAGUUGUAAUUCAUUUGAGUGGUAGGCACUCAAUUAAUAAUGUAAUAUUUUUUAUUUACACUGUAACAAUCACAAAAUGAAAUGAAAAAUGAAAAAAAAAUUUUUUUUAAUUUAAAUUUAGAUCUAUAAGAGACAUCUUUGUAAGGGUGUACAUUUUUGCAACAAUUUAAUACAAGGUAUUAAAGAUGCAUAACAUUUUCUGGUGGAGGGUUCAUCAUCUGUCUCCAUGGAGAGCAAGCAGGUGUUAGACUCCACAACAGAAAACUUAAAUUUGACUUAAAUUAUUAAUGUCAAAGAAGAAUAUCUCAUAUAUGUGCAAAACAAAAAUAAAUAUUUUAAUGUUAAUGCUUAUGUUCCUAAUUUGUUUGUUCCUAAUUGAAUAUUUUGUUGAUAAAGAUGAAG